UUUUUGGACCACUGUCUGGAGUUGCAUACUUGAGAAGAGACGCGAGAGAGGGCAACUUCUGCUUGUAAUCAUUACACGUCGUUGCGCUUGGCUUCUUCUGCAAGGAUGUAUACGACGGGACUGAAUCCCUUUUACGCAUCGAAUUUUAGCCUUUGGACUGCGUACUGUUCGGGCGGUUUUGCGGUGGAUACCAUGAAAAAACCCUCGUUUUGCAUUGCUGAUAUUCUGCACGUUGGAGAGGCUGAAAACAUCCCCGGGUCAUCGGCGCUUAUGGCCCAUAUUGGGGCCCGGACGCAAGUUCAUUCGUCCGGAUCUCCGCUGCGCCCUUCCCCGGUCACUCCGGACGCGUCGCCGGUGUUCGGCGCAAGGGUGACUCCCGCGUCUGCGUAUCACAGGCAUGGAAUACACUUGACAUCUGUGUCCAGAGCCGCGAUUAACGCGCAGUCCGCGCCUCCACCGUCCAGUAAAGACCUCAAAUUCGGAAUUGAUCGGAUAUUAUCCGCAGACUUCGAGCCAAAUGCGAAAGAAACUUUAUUACGAGAUCUCACGUCGAUUGUUAGUCCGAAUCGGCAGUCAGCAGUCCAUGUAUCUGCGAGCCCGUACUUCGCGUCCAUGAGCGAAACCUCCUCCAUGAUGGGUUCUAUAGGCAAUGCCGCCAGACAAUCAGGGCAACAUCAGUUUCAGGACACCUUCCCAGGGCCGUAUGCAGUUCUAUCCAAAGACACAAUGCCACAGACGUACAAGAGAAAAAGAUCCUGGUCCAGAGCCGUGUUCUCCAACCUCCAGAGAAAAGGACUCGAGAAACGUUUCGAAAUCCAAAAGUAUGUCACGAAACCGGACCGGAAACAACUGGCUGCGAUGCUGGGCCUCACCGAUGCACAGGUCAAAGUUUGGUUCCAGAACCGACGAAUGAAAUGGAGGCAUUCCAAAGAAGCGCAGUCCCAGAAGGACAAAGAGAAAGAGGAUAAACCGGAUAAAUCCGCGAUGGAGUCUGAACAGAAAGAACGCAACGAUUCCGAAUGCGACAGCGAACCGAGCGAGUCCGAAUUCGAGGAUGCGCCGGAUGACAAAAGCGACGUGGACAUUUCGGAACUCAAUAAAGCAAGUGUGAUUAUUCCUGGACCGGUUCCCUUGAGCACAGAGGACACAUCCACAACAAACUGCAUGACAGAACCGAGCACAGCGACGCAAAUGCUGCUUUGAGGAGCCGGGAAUCGAAUAAUCUGAUGUGAACAAAUACUAUACAAGUCACAAUUGAAGUGUCUUACAAGACAGACUUGAGCCAUGGUGACACAGACAUUGUUGCCCAUUGUGAAACAGAAAUAUCCUUUAAUUGUUUAUAUUGAUUUGGGAAUUGCAGGGGCGUAGCAGUCAUUUUAAAAGGGGGGACACAGUUGUCAGUAGGUGGCUCGCACAGACCCAACACCUACAGUGCAGUAUUAAUAUUUUACAAUAUAUAUUAAUACAUAAGUAAUAUAUACUUGUAGUAUUUUAAAGAUUCAAGUAUUGCAAAAUUAGCUGUAAAAAUAAAGGGCAUCAUGUGGCGCACUUACUUCUGUUUCACACAUGACAAUAAAAGACUGAGCACAAGCUGGUCCUAAAUUAUUUAAUCAAGUACAAUAAUGACAAUUGUGCGUGUGCACAAUUUAAUUUUUUACUCUGUGCUUGUGCAUUGUGGGAUUUAAAUGUAUCCAAGUGGCUCAAAUGUUUUGACUAUGUUCACCAAAAUGAAUUCAUAUCCAUUUAAUGAUUCAGUGACCAUUUCUGGUGAUGCCAGAAGGUGGUGACAAAUGAGUGUCUUGUGUGAAUCACUGAAUCAACAAUCAAAAGAACAUUUGAAUCCUUUAAAAUGUGCAUGUCUACAGACCUACAAACAGACUUCAGUAGAGGUUUUAAGCAUUAGAAGAACAAAGCAAAUCUAUCAUUUCCCUACAGUUUGUGAGCUGCUGAGCAUGACUUUUAUCAUAAGACAACAAUAAUAGUCUUAUAAUAAUUAAAAGAGUUCCAAUAACGUCUGUACGUUUUCAUGUAUAAGAAAAUGUGUCUAUAUAUCUAUUGACUUCAGUAAAAUGCAUAAGUGUUCUAAGAACAAGGCAGAUUGAUCUUUUUUCCUCCAGUUUGUCGACUGCACACCAACAUGGAAGUAAAAAACAGGAGCUGAUAUUAAAAAUAGCUUUACAUAUUUAACAUCGAUCUAGUAAUCUGCUUAAAUUGGCAAAAACAUCCGAUCAAACUAUUACCUCUCAAAAAGCAUAACUUAAUGAAGACUCAUGCGCUGACAUAAAAUCACCUUUUUAAAGAGUGCGGAGGACGUGUCCCCCACGUCCCCCACGGCUGCUACGCCCUUGGGGAAUUGAUUGUUCAUGAAUUAAGACAUUUUGAUAAACUUGAUUGUAUUAUAUUUUGUCUGUAAGUAUUUGCACUGAAAAUGUAAAUAAAAGUUUGUUACUAGCCUAUUCAAAGUGGUGUAUGGAAAUUACCAAUGCACUUUCAAGAUAUCAAUUCAGUCAAGAUUAAAGAGAGCUGCAAUCUAAAUUUGAACUACUAAAGCAUGUCCUCCGUGGCUAUAUUUGUGCAAAAAUAAUGGGACAGUUAUGAAGUUAGUCUAAAAUAUAUAUUUUUUUAUACAUUAUUAUUAUACCAUUUAACAAGUAGCUUAUAUGUUAAGUUUAAAAAUAUUAAUAAAGGGCUGAUAAGUGGUUA
Molecule: messenger RNA, 2703 nt
Organism: Myxocyprinus asiaticus (Chinese sucker)
Lineage: Eukaryota; Metazoa; Chordata; Actinopteri; Cypriniformes; Catostomidae
Product: H2.0-like homeobox protein
Exons: 4
Coding region: 106-1203 (365 amino acids)
Biological process (GO): regulation of DNA-templated transcription
Molecular function (GO): sequence-specific DNA binding; DNA-binding transcription factor activity, RNA polymerase II-specific
Source: RefSeq, a predicted model, not a curated record